Paramecium sonneborni is the source of this 415-nucleotide messenger RNA. NCBI's taxonomy places the organism in Eukaryota, Ciliophora, Oligohymenophorea, Peniculida, Parameciidae. The record is from the annotation of a GenBank genome assembly.
UAAUAUGAUACUGCCUGGAGUAGUAAAGGUAAAUUAUUUUUAUAAUUUAGGCUGGGCACUACAUUAAUUAAAGAAAUUUAAAGAUGCAAUUUAAUGUUAUGAUUAAGCUCUUUCAAUAUGCAUAAAACCAACAAGAUUAAGACUAAAAGGUAUAUUAAUUUUAAUUAAAAUUGAGCUGAUAUACUAUUUGAAUAAGGGAACAAAAAUGAAGCAAAACAAUUUUAUCUUGCUGCAUUAGAAAAAGGAUCAAAUGAGAAAGAUUAUAUUUAGAGAUAGUUAUCCCAAUUAUGAAACAUAAUUAUAUCAUAAAUUUUUCACAUCAUCAAUUCAAAUAAUUCAUUUUAUUCAACUUUGUCUUUUUUUUCUUUGCUAGUUUUCUUCGAUUUUAAUAUUUCAUUCGUAAAAAUAAUCUUGA